GCAGACUGCAGAGCUCACUUUUAAAGCUUUGUGGGAGAGAUGCGGUAUUUCUUGGUGCUCCUGGUUCUGUCCAGCAUCCGCACGGUGAGAAUGGAGGUGAUAGAUGAUGUUCUGCACAGUUUAUCCAAAGGAGUGAAGUUUUUUGAAGAGCAGAGCAGGAACAUGAAUCUGGAUGGUGUUCUGGGUUAUGUCAUUCUGCAAGCCCAGUUGCAGGAAGCCAUGAGAUCCCGGUCCCAUUCAGACUCUCUGAGCCUCUCUCAGCGCUCCAUUGCAGUAUCUCUGUUUAAAAAACUGGAGAGGAGUUUGGUUGAUGCAGUGGCAUCUCUCCAAACAACAGAUGCUAAAUAUUACAAAGAGUUCGAACCUGUCUUGAGCCAGUCUUUUUGGUCUCUGCCAUGUGAAUGGAGCUCCACAGAUCCUUCUCUUGCCUACUCCUCAACGAGAUCUUCAGAAUGUUACAAUGAGCUGCUGUCGGACAAAUGCAUGACACUGCUUCUGGGGACUUGGAAAGAAGAUGGAACGCCGUGCAUUGUGACAAAGACCUGCAUGGAGGCAAUGACCCAGUUUGGAUGUCCACAUUAUUCACUAUCGCACCAACUGCUUUACUUCAUGGUUGGGAGAAUGAAAGGUUGUUCCAAGAUGCUUAAGGGAGACAUGAGGCAAUCCCGGGUCAACAUCACUGUGGAACACUAUCAAAGGAUUUUCUGCUCCAACAUGAUGAACAGCAAUCAGCAGAUCGUCAGCAAAAGCUUCUCUGGACAAACCCAAGAUAUCUUCAUAGAGAACAUACUUUUAUGUGGCUUGGUUGGAUUCUCCGACUUUUAUAAACCAAGCUGGUUACAGCACAUUUUAGAGUGGCAGGACAAAGAACUUGGAUGUUUUGGGAAGGACGAGGAUUACUCUCAAUUGUUUGAGGAAUAUUUGGAUACAGCUCACAAGCGAGUAAAAAGAAGAGAUAAAACCUUAAAAGGUGGAUGCUCGAGUCACACAACAGGCGUGGCUGUUAGUGCACUAGGUGGAUACCUCAACUUCUAUCUGUCUGAGCAAGACAUCACAAAAAGACCAGUGUAACAGAUUUCUGAAACCAAUAAUACAAUACUAAGAAAAACACAUUUAUUGAUAAACAGGCUUUUAUUCUAUAGAAAUAAAAAUAUAUACAUUUCAUUUAAUAGUGUUUAUUUAUUUGGGCCUUUUUCCAAGUAGCAGAACAGUACUAAAUAGUACCAGAAACAUGAAACUGAUCAUGUACCAAAAUAUUGCUGCACUCACACAACAGUACACAAGAUGCAAUAACAUACAAACACUAAAUAAAUAAGCAGGAAUAAUAAUUUGGUGCCGUUUUGUGCCAUCAAAAUGCAAUAUUGUGCUAUUUUAUUUCUCAAUCUGAAAAAAGCUUCAGUUAAAGUUUUAUUUUUUUACACUGACACGGGUGUAUUGUUUGUACAGCACAGAUACAGCACAAUUUACUCUUUGAUGAGCUGGGGUGCUGACUGCACGACACACUUACUGUACUAAGCUGACAUGUUUUACCCAUACAGGCUUUAGAUGGUUUACAGGGUUGCACGAAUACACAUUAAUAACUCUGAACACAACAUGUACAUACUGUAGAUGAUAAUGUAUACUGUAGAUUUGAUGAAAUAAAUUUUUUUAAACAUGA
This is a messenger RNA of Trichomycterus rosablanca, 1657 nucleotides long. It is a transcript of the gene c22h16orf89, whose product is annotated as chromosome 22 C16orf89 homolog. The record is from RefSeq and is a predicted model, not a curated record. NCBI's taxonomy places the organism in Eukaryota, Metazoa, Chordata, Actinopteri, Siluriformes, Trichomycteridae. The transcript has 8 exons. Gene Ontology annotation, cellular component: cytosol; membrane. The coding region runs from base 40 to 1071 and encodes 343 amino acids.